This is a messenger RNA of Arctia plantaginis, 399 nucleotides long. The record is from the annotation of a GenBank genome assembly. Lineage: Eukaryota; Metazoa; Arthropoda; Insecta; Lepidoptera; Erebidae.
AUGUAUGACAUGUUGUCCGAAUUCCGAGUGUCAGAAUUCGAUUCCAUCACAGACAUAUUUAGAUUGACUUCUGGCGAUCCGUUGGAUACCUUCGGUGAGAUGUGGUACCCGGUGUUUCUGUGGUCUUUGUUCUCCUCAGUUUUCGUACAUACGUGUGCAGCACUUGUCGCCUUUGGAACUUUAAGAAAACACAAGUACGGGAAAUUCUUUCCAGUAUUGUUAAUUGUGAUGGGUGUUGUGAGUCCAGUGACAUCAGGAGUAGCUACUAGCGCUGCCGUUGCCUUCAUAUACCGAGCUGCCAACUUAACUAUGCCACCUAUACAUGCUCUGAUAUGGGGCAUUGGACAAACUGUGCUAGGAGCAGGUAUGGGAUUCACGAGAAUUUUGGCUACUUUGUAA